Molecule: messenger RNA, 498 nt
Organism: Fraxinus pennsylvanica
Lineage: Eukaryota; Viridiplantae; Streptophyta; Magnoliopsida; Lamiales; Oleaceae
Source: the annotation of a GenBank genome assembly
AUGGCCAGUUAUAAGAUCAAAGAUGGGCAUGUCUAUAAGGGAAUUGUGACUGCAAUGCCUGCAGAACCUAGAGCAUGUGGAUGUGUACAACCUCAUGAAAUAGUUGAGAAUGUAGCCCCUUAUUCCACGAUUAAGAAUAUCUCGAUUCAGAAACUAACUCAAGAAUUAAAAGACUCCUGGCCAAAAUACUGGGGUGACAUCGUGCUCUUUGACAAAGGCAUGGAGUUUUUCAAAGCCCUAGGUGGGGGGAAGCUACUGAAAGACAAGUUUGUAUCUGGUUUCCUAUUCAACCCUAAAGCAAUUGCAAAUUAUAAGCGAGCAAAGGCCAUGGGAAUAGACCAAAAUUUCAAGGGUGGAGGUGAGGUAAAGGGUGGACUUUUUAUAAUUGGUAAAGGAAAGAGUGGCAUUGCUUACCAGUUCAUUGAGAGAAACUUCGGUGAUUGGGCACCGCUUGCUGAAGUCGUAAAAAUCUGUACACGUUUCCAGGUAGUUUUCUAA